AUGUUUUACUCAUCUAUCCACCUGGCAGGCAACUUGCAAACAAUCAGGACCGUGGCUGCAGCUGGCUGGCGCUACCAUCGCCACGGUAAGCCCGCUAGGGUUUUGCGAUAUGAACGCUACCGUGUACCCUUUGACCGUUCGGGCUCUCAGGUAGUCGUAAAAAUGCUUGCGGCCCCUGUGCAUCGGCAAGACAAGAACAUCAUUGAGGGACACCCCGAGGUCAUGAGCCUUUCCAAAGAACUGCAUGAAUUAGUUUCACUGGGACAAGUUGCUAGCGUAGCAUCCCCUUUUCCACGCCUCGCGGGUGUCGAGGGUGUUGGUGUCGUCGAGGAAGUCGGCCGUAUGGCAAGCUUGGUUCUGAAGGAGGGCGAUUUAGUGUGGGUUAACAACCCUUUCGUCGGCACCUGGACGACACAUCUUGUAACGGAUGCAAGUAACCUCGACGUUCUGCCGAAUCGUGUGGAUGUUGAAAUCGAGUACUUGGCCGCUCUCUCCCUGUUCCACACCGCGUACCAUCUGACACAUGACUUUGUCUGCAUACAGCCUAAUGACGUUGUGCUGCAAACCGGGGCAUCAUCCUCUGUCUCCCAGAUUUGUCAAGGGUAUUUGCGCUCCAGGGGAGCGAAGCUCUUCCAAACAAUGCAGCUCGGUCGGACUGAGCAUGCUCAUUUGGUAGCCUUCUUCAAGCUGCGCGGCGCCUUCGCGGUGAUACCUUACAACUAUGCGCGGACAAAUUAUAUGCGACGCUUGCUCUCCGACCUGCCACCACCAAAACUCCUGCUGAACCAUACCUGUGGUGGCUAUGCUUCAAAUCUGGUUAACCUCUUGGGUGACGAUGGCGUCUGCGUGACCUAUGGCAACACGAGCCACCACCCAAUGCAGAUUUCAAAUAUGGAUGCUAUUGCUCGCGGGAUCAAGUUCACUGGAUUUUCUCUAGCGCGGUGGAACGCGCGACACACGCGUGAAGCCCGCAUGCGGGUGCAUCAGAACGUCAUUGAGGCCAUGACCAUCUCACAGGGACACAGUAUUUUCCGUGCGCAGCGCUUUAAGAUGGAUGGAGAUUCGAUCUUUGCUUUCAGCAACGCGUGGGAUGCACCGAUGGCAUCGCGCAAGGCUGUGCUUCGGAUGAUUGGCGAGUACGGAGAGUGGCGCCGCCCGCGUGCGGACCAGGCGGGAUGGAACAUCGGACGUGCGGUCUGGGAAGACCUCCUGCAGCAGCUUUGGGAAUCCGCGGGGACAACUGAGAAUCCGCAGUCAAUGAAGUAUUACACUCCCUUCGCAGAUAUCUACUCCGAGUUCUACGAGAAGAAGCAGUCCAGACAGAUGGGUCAUCGCGAAGUAUUUUUCCGACGCCCAGUGGCUCCCCGGCAUAACGCUUCUGAAAAAGUAAACUAA
Messenger RNA from Phytomonas sp. EM1, 1395 nucleotides. Lineage: Eukaryota; Euglenozoa; Kinetoplastea; Trypanosomatida; Trypanosomatidae. The record is from the annotation of a GenBank genome assembly.